Molecule: messenger RNA, 564 nt
Organism: Kazachstania africana CBS 2517
Lineage: Eukaryota; Fungi; Ascomycota; Saccharomycetes; Saccharomycetales; Saccharomycetaceae
Gene: UBC8
Product: E2 ubiquitin-conjugating protein UBC8
Exons: 1
Coding region: 1-564 (187 amino acids)
Biological process (GO): ubiquitin-dependent protein catabolic process; protein polyubiquitination
Cellular component (GO): nucleus
Molecular function (GO): ubiquitin conjugating enzyme activity
Source: RefSeq, a predicted model, not a curated record
AUGAAUAAUUCUAAGAGAAGGAUUGAAACUGAUGUUAUGAAACUGUUGAUGUCUGAUCAUAAAGUUACUUUGGUUAAUGAUAAUAUGCAAGAGUUUCAUGUCAAAUUUCACGGUCCUAAGGACACUCCCUAUGAACAUGGUGUUUGGAGAUUACACGUGGAGUUACCUGAUAAUUAUCCUUACAAAUCUCCAAGUAUAGGUUUCGUGAAUAAGAUUUUUCAUCCAAAUAUUGAUGUAGCAUCUGGUUCUAUUUGUUUAGACGUUAUUAAUUCUACUUGGUCGCCUUUAUAUGACUUGAUUAAUAUCGUAGAAUGGAUGAUACCUGGUUUGUUAAAGGAACCUAAUGGGAGCGAUCCAUUAAAUAAUGAAGCUGCCACUUUACAACUUAGGGAUAAAGUUCUUUACGAACAAAAAAUCAAAGAAUACAUUGAUAAGUACGCUACUCCUGAAAAGUAUGAUUCUAUGUUUGGUAAUGAUGAAAAUGAAGAUGAUGAAGAUGAAGAUACCGAUUUAUCUGAUGAUGAUGAACUGGGCAGAAAAGAAAAGCCGAAGAUGAUGAAUUAG